Formica exsecta is the source of this 3718-nucleotide messenger RNA. RefSeq lists its product as uncharacterized. Gene Ontology annotation, biological process: adenylate cyclase-activating G protein-coupled receptor signaling pathway; regulation of metabolic process. Gene Ontology annotation, cellular component: membrane. The transcript is spliced from 4 exons. The record is from RefSeq and is a predicted model, not a curated record. The coding region runs from base 21 to 3311 and encodes 1096 amino acids. Gene Ontology annotation, molecular function: G protein-coupled receptor activity; phosphatidylcholine binding. NCBI's taxonomy places the organism in Eukaryota, Metazoa, Arthropoda, Insecta, Hymenoptera, Formicidae.
UUAUCGCCGCGAGAACGACAAUGUCAACGCUCGCUACAGACACGUUGCUGCCGUCCACCGCCGUCGCCGAAGAACUGAUGACCGCUCUCACACCCACACCCACCAGGAUAGACACGCAACUGGAUGUCAGUCCCAUCUCGGUGGUUCUAGCGGUCUCCAUAGUGUGCAUUCUGUCACCUAUCACUGUCACCGGCAACUCCAUCAUCCUGGCCGCCUUCUACAAAUACAAGAGACUUCGAACCGCUUCCAAUUGCCUACUAGUCUCCUUGGCCAUUAGCGAUUUUGGGGUUGGCGUGUUUAUGCCUUUCGGGAUGCAACUGGAGCUCUCCGGUUUACCGGAAAACGGCGUCUCCGCCCUCUGCAUCGUGCCGUACUGCAUCAUAAUCGCGCUCUGCAGCGUAAGCGUCCUGGUGACGGUGGCAAUCGCGGUUGAUCGUUUGACUUCAUUGGCACAACCGUUGCGGUACAAGAACAUCAUCACCCACAGCAGCAUAGAGAAGUACAUCGCGGUCUUUUGGAUAUAUGCUAUCGCCAUCGGCCUCUCGCCCCUCAUCUAUGCUCAAAUCACCGGAAAGAUGCAGUCGCAUAGUGGCAGCUGCAGAUUCGACGCGGCCGUCCUACCGCCGGUCAGGGUGUUUCUGUUCGGGGCAGUCUGGGCACCGAGCGCCUUGGUCCUGCUGAGCUGCUACGUGUACGUUUAUCUCGUCGCACGUGCACACGCACGCGCAAUUUACACAGUGGAAUUAUCAUUCAGACAUCAAACACAGACCUUGGUGCUGCCUCGUUACGGACAGACGUUGGCGAUUACGGUCGGUGCGUUUCUCAUCCUAUGGCUUCCAUUUCAAACUUGCAUGCUGGUAGACAUCUUCUGUGGCACCAACAUCUUGUCAGAAUGGGCGGUGGUGUGGCUGGGUCUGCCGAUUUUAGCGCACAGCGGUGCAAAUCCAUGGGUCUACGCCUUUCAUCACGGCGAAAUGCGCGUCGCCGCCGGGAAGAUUGCCGAGGAUCUAAUCACUUUGUUCGGUGUGAUGCCGAGCCGCUACGGUUGCUCGCCCAUGAGACGCGGCUCCAAUACGAACCUCGAACUGGCCGAAGUAAACAACGACAGCAACGAGAGUAGACGGCAUCCGUCCGUGGAAAACUGCUUCACCGCCGCCAAGCAUAACGUUCUUUAUGCCAGUAGAAGAUCUGCUCUGGAGAUAUCGGGUAGGCAGACCGAUAUCUCGCUCGAGAAACACGACCAUAUCAAUCACAUUGCAUCCUGCAGUAGCCGACCAGGCGAUAUAAUCGAAGAGAGCAUCCACGAUCUGACGAAGAUGCUCGAUCCGAAGUACAUCGUCGAUCGGAAUCACGUAAUUGAUUCCAAUCACAACAUCGACAAGAUCAAGAAUCUCAAGUAUUUGCUGGAUCCGACCUUCAACAAGAUUAGACAUCUUCGACGGUUGAACCACAAGCGGCUGAACGACAAGAGCUUCCCGCUCAUCUCCGAGCCCAAGUUUAUAUCUUAUCAAAACCUGAAGAGCGACGGGGCGCACGGCAGUCGCAAGUUUCUUCCCUUGAACGCGUUGUCGGAUCCGAUGCUGAACGGGUCAAACACAUCCGUGGUGAACACGAAGGACUUCAACGAAGCGCUCUGCCACAAUAACGUUGUUCCUCAGAGGCGAAAUUCGAAUUUAUCGUCUAUGUCGGAUUCUAAUCUCAAGGCAGCCACGGCGCAUACUUCUGGGACAGACAUAAAACUCUUUCCGGCGAACGGCAACAGCACGGAGAAUCGUGGCUAUUCAGUGCAAAAUCUCAAUCACGGAUACGAGGCCGCGUUAGCGAGACACGCGAUGAUGCUCUCUCAGCAACUGGAGGAUCAACGUAGAUCUACUAGCAGGACCACCUCGCAUUUACGAGCCAAGUUCCGCGGUCAUUACGGACGCGCGAGCCCGAAUCUGAAGCUCAGGCUGCGAAAUAAUUCCUCCGCGUCGUCGUCAUCGAUGUCCAACAGCGUCAGACUGGACUCCGACGCAAGCACACCGAAGCAAAGCGUCUCGCCGACCGUCCCGCAUGUGACCAUCACGUCGAACAAACUGGCUAAUCUCAUUAACCUGGAUCCACCGUCGAGAAGCGCGCACACGCACAGAAUAAACCUUACUGCCAGAACUGUGACACAAACUCGCAAAACUCUGGAUAUACUGAAGCACUCCGAGUCAAUUAAUACAAUCGAUCCGUACUCAACGCACCGUGUAACUCUGCUGGAGCCUUCCAACUUGAUGGAUUCCUUGAUCGUCCCGACAAUACACUCGGAACCACCGAGUCCAAUUGGAACCAUCGAUCCUUUCUCCUCGACAUCCCUUCAAAACGAGGAAGCGCAGUGUCUUGAAAUCCCAGGAUCCGCUGCAAAUAUCAAUGUUGCACAACGCGCUAAAUCACCUCUAGGUAAGAAAUGCAGUCCUGUGAGGCAUUCGGAACCGGUGAUACCGACCGUGCUGCUGAACAUCGAGGAUUAUAGCGAACCGUUUGUACAGAACGAUCAGACGUCGAGUCAAGAAAAUGAUUUUCUAUCCAAUAACACGCCGACGUUGGAACCGAUCGAUUUGUUUGAAGCGCUGCUGAGGAACUCGGACAAGAGCAAAGAUGCGAGAUUACCAGAGCCCAUCUUUGGCGAGCACGACUCCACUCGGUUCAGUUCGAGACGGCCAUCCGACUCAAGGUGGUCCGAGUCCUCGAGGAGUCAGGAGAUCCUGCCAAGCGUGACGGAAUAUCAAACGUUCCCGUCAUCCUACUCGGUGAACAACUUUCAAACUUGCAACAGCGGCAGCGAUCUCAACGACCUCACGUCCUUGGAUCCGUUCAUGUGUCCCGACGCCCUAUCGUCAUCUCUGCGCGAGUCCUUCUUCAGCGCGCCGUCUGUACCCAACUCGGAUAUCUUCACGUCUUUCGAGGAUAGCGAUGGACCGAUUUAUACGCCCGAUGUCACGCCUGAUUUCGAGCGGGACACGUCGUCGGCGUACAAUUCCAUGUCGACGAUAAAUGCGAAGAGAUGCGUUAUCGAGGCGGCAUUUCAAAGCAGAUCCACAGAAUCGGUGCACCGAGUCAGGUAUCCGUCGACGCGAUCCUGCGCGAUUCUCAGACUGGAGCCAGCUGUGCAUUCGAACAGAUUACGCGUUAGACCCAGCACGAAUUACAUCCUGAGGGGUCCGCCGAUCAAGAGAAAUCCGCGACUAGCGCCCCUCGCCAUUCCGACGCCUACCGACAUUUGCACACCUACGUUCGACGUCGUGUCAGAAAUCAAGAACGACAAUGGUGUCGGUGUCAGAGUAUGAAGCAAGAGUGUUGAAGAAAUAGAUAUAAAUGGGAAACUUGUAAAUUUGUGUGUACAGAAAAUUCCGUACAAAUGCUUGCUAAUCACAGAAUUUUACUCUCUUGAAAAAAUUUAGGAAUUGCAAAUAAAAUUCAAAGGCCUCUAUUGGUCGUGUAUGUGUCAUCCAGUAAUUCGUAAUGUUGAAUUUUUAUUAAAAAAAUAUACAUUAUGUUAAAUAUUAAUUAAAAUAUGUAGUUAGAAGAGAGAUAAAAUAUUUCAACGAUUAAGUCUGAUAUUAUAAGCAUUUCUAUAUCGAGCCAGUGUUCACUUUAGAUUAUUUAGCAUACAACUCUUUGAUUUAAACUCUUUUUCUAUCAUGCUUACAAUAUUUCAAUAUAUUCAUACGUCCAUUUCUCAUAUUUACAUUUU